UACAAUUGACAACUCACCCGGAAGUUUCCGCUGCCGGAGCCAGAUCACUUCCGGGUCUCCAGCUCCGCUUCGUCCCCCUCUUUUUUUUCUUCGGCCACGCCGCAGGUGGGAACCGGCUUACAUCCGGCUCCCUUCACAGUUCACCCUUCAGCUCUUACGGCCAAGAGAUGUUGCUGAGGAGCUGGCAGGGCCCGGGAGCCUCCCUGGGGUUGCCGGCGGCGCUGCUGCUGCUGCUCCUCAACCUGGGCUGGUCCGUCCGCGCCUCGGAGAUCACCUUCGAGUUGCCAGAUAACGCCAAGCAGUGUUUCUAUGAAGAGAUCGUGCAGGGCACCAAGUGUACCCUGGAGUUCCAGGUGAUCACUGGAGGGCACUAUGAUGUUGACUGCCGCUUAGAAGAUCCAGAAGGCGUUGUACUAUACAAAGAGAUGAAGAAACAAUACGAUAGCUUCACCUUUACCGCAUCCAGAAAUGGGACGUACAAGUUUUGUUUCAGCAAUGAGUUUUCUACCUUUACACACAAAACAGUGUACUUUGACUUCCAGAUUGGAGAUGAUCCGCCUCUGUUUCCUAGCGAAAACAGAGUUACUGCACUUACUCAGAUGGAGUCGGCAUGUGUUUCAAUUCAUGAAGCUCUAAAAUCUGUCAUAGAUUCCCAGACUCAUUUUCGGUUGAGAGAAGCACAAGGCCGCAGCAGAGCAGAAGACUUAAACACACGUGUGGCUUAUUGGUCAGUAGGAGAAGCCAUCAUUCUUCUUGUAGUUAGCAUUGGGCAGGUAUUUCUUCUCAAAAGCUUCUUCUCAGACAAAAGAACCACCACAACUCGUGUUGGAUCAAUCUGGGUGUGUUUUGCUGCAAUGGGAAAUGGCAACUCCAAAAGAACGUUUCCUUUUUCUCCAAGGAACAGCAUGAAGGGCAACCAUGCAAGUCCAGGACAAGAAGGCUUUAAGCAAAAGCCCAAAACAUCUGAACUGUCACUGGGCGAAGAAACCAGCGGUGGUACCAAUACCGAAGAAAUUCACAGCAGUGACGAAGAUGCUGGGGAUGUUUUUUACAGGUUUGUGGUUCUUCAUGCUGAGGAAGAUGUCGAGGAAGCUGUUAGAGUCCAGGACUUGCUACAGAAUGAAUUCUGCAUUAAACCAGGAAUAAUAUUUGCAGAAAUGCCUGGCGGGAGGCAUCUGUUUGAAAAUUUAAAGGAUGCAAUGAAUGGGUCUGCUUGGAUAAUCAUCUUGCUGACUGAAAACUUCUUAAGUGAGCUUUGGUGCGAGUUCCAGAUCUGCACGUGUCUGUUCAGUGCAAUGACCGUACCACACAAAGGAUACAGCGUCAUCCCGAUGAGGCCGCGGAAUAACCCACUCCCAAGGGAGAGGACUCCUUUCGUUCUCCAGACCAUUAACACACUACAGGAAGAUAGCCCUGGAUUUGCCCAGCAAGUGAAGAACAUUUUCCAGGACUCGAGAUAUAGGCAACAGCAAGCCAUAUGGCAGUAUGAAAAGAAGAAGGAAGAGGUGCAGAAACUGCUCGAGUGGCAAACCUAUUAAGACAAUUUCUGCGGAAACCCCCAUACGCACCAAAGAACUGCUUUUUUCAAAUGAUCCCCACUGAGUGUUAAUCAUCCUAACACUUAACUGUGUCUCAUGGCAGAAAAAUGCUCGCUAGCUGUAAGAGCUGACUUCAUGGAAGCUUUGCAGAGGGGGUUCAUAGAACAGGGGUUACAGAAAGAAAUCUAGUUAAAUUAUCUUUCAUAGAGCCAGAAGUAGCUCUGCCUGGGAGGGGCACUACAGGAGAGCUGACAAUACUGGGCUAGAUGGUCCAAUGGCCUAAACUCUGUGGUUCUCAAAGUGGGCAGUACCAUGCCCAGGGAGGGGCGCACGGUUACCUGUAGUGUGUGCUAAGAGAUAGGGUGGCUCUGGAGGUGUAAAUGACUAUCGGACUUUGAGAAGCUGUUAUCUCUAGAUAAAGUUCCAUCAGUUUUGUUGCACUAAUUGAACUAAAUAGUUUUCAUUGGAUUUUGAAUAAAUGUGCAGUUAUUUGUUACCG
This is a messenger RNA of Zootoca vivipara (common lizard), 2037 nucleotides long. RefSeq names its product transmembrane p24 trafficking protein 7 (gene TMED7). The record is from RefSeq and is a predicted model, not a curated record. NCBI's taxonomy places the organism in Eukaryota, Metazoa, Chordata, Lepidosauria, Squamata, Lacertidae.